Messenger RNA from Caenorhabditis elegans, 7399 nucleotides. RefSeq names its product Autophagy-related protein 2 (gene atg-2). Lineage: Eukaryota; Metazoa; Nematoda; Chromadorea; Rhabditida; Rhabditidae. Gene Ontology annotation, biological process: autophagy. The transcript has 14 exons. The coding region runs from base 10 to 6882 and encodes 2290 amino acids. The record is from RefSeq and is marked reviewed. Gene Ontology annotation, cellular component: phagophore assembly site membrane; endoplasmic reticulum membrane; cytoplasm.
GUUUCACAAAUGACUCUAUCAACAUUUAAUCGAGUAUGGUGCAAGGUAAUGCUACAGAGAUAUAUGGGUGCAUGGCUGGACAAUAAUUUAUCAGUGGAUCAGUUAUCACUCGAAUUAGCAAAUGGAUGUCUUGAACUUGAUAAUUUAGAUAUUAAUACAAAGGCUGUCAGCAAUGGAUUUCUACAAUGCAAUAUUCCACUGAAACUAAUCGACGGAUACUUGGGGAAAAUCAAAAUUGAAAUACCGUGGCUGAGCUUGAUGACGGACCCAACCAGAAUGUGCAUUGAAGAUUUACAGUUAACGUUUAGAGGAGCCGAAGUUAUGAAAAUAAACGACAUUGAAACUUUAACAUCGAUGAUUGAGAGUGUUCUGAUGGGACUGAGUACAGACGACAUGGCUCGAAGUGUCUACGAAGAAGUAUCCAAAGAAAAUAAUGUUGCAAGUGAACUGUUGGGUCCAGAUGAUACUGCUGACAGCUUCUCUGGCUUCAUUGACGCCGUUUAUUCUCGUUUUUGCUUGAAGAUCAAACAUUUAACACUUCGAUUCGAAACCGAUCCAAAGAACAGAUCAACUAUGGCGACAGCACUCGAAAUUCGUGUCGAAACGAUCACAUUUAUGGAUGAGCAGAUGCGUUCUUGUGAGAUGGACCACACAAAUGCGACCGACUUAGUGACCACUCAACCACAUGGUGUCGUCUCAACCACCAAUUUGAGGAAGAAUCUUACAUUUUCUGGUGUUACUUUCCAUACCGAUGUCUUCUCUCAAAUCAACAAUGACGGAAUGGGUGACGAAGAGAAUGUUCUUAUUACCAGCAUGCAUAUCCGUAGAGAAAAAGCCAAGCAGAUGUCGCCAACAAAGUCGGUACAAAAUUCAUUACAUCCAGAAAUGUUUCAAUCUGCCAUGAGCGACAUGGACGCAUUUCAUUCUUGCUAUGAUAAACUGACACAAGAUUAUUGCUCGCCUGAUCAGCUCGAGACCUUGCGGACAGCUCCCGCCGAGCCGGAGCUUUUUUCUGCUCCAAUUCAAUGCGCAGAAGUUGUCGGGGAUAUUUCGUGUGUAUUUCGGAUAAAAAACGGUGCAAAUGAUGUCAAUUAUGCUGAUGUCGAUGAAUCUAAGGUGGAAACUGAUGUUUUCAUCAAAGGUAUUAAUGUUUUUGCAACACCUUCACAAAUUGAAAUUGUUAACAGAUUCUUCUCAUCCAUCGUGACACCAAAAGAACUUGUAGUUCACGAGCAAGGAAAACCAAUGAGUAAAGAAGAUUAUGAGAACAUGACCAAGAACAUGGAACCAAACCAAUCAAAUGAACCUCCAAUGGCUGGCGCUUCUUUUGGCGGUAACUGGAAUGUUGGAGAAGUGUUCCGAGAAUUUGAUGAUUUGAAAUCCAUCAAAGAAAAGGAGAAGAGCGAGAAAGAAAAAUUCAAAAGUCUAAAAGCCAGCGGAAACAUCAAGGAAGAAUUUACAGUGAAUACGCAUAUUGGGACAGUUCUCAUGUACAUUCCUCAUUGUGAUUAUAUGUCAUCGGACUACGCUCAACAACAUGGAGGAUAUGCAAAUGUGUUAAACUAUCUUAAGAAAGAGUCUGAAUCAUUCUUCAAAUCUAUUCAAGGAUACUCGUUUAUGUCAAAGCACGGACUUGCAAACAUUCGACAACAAUCCGAUUCAUUCUACCCAAAAGAUCAUCUUCGAAUUGUUGGUGGAUCUCUUGGAAUCACCUCAAGCUGUAAGCGAGUCGGAAACGUGGAUUCUUUUUUAUGCCGAGUUGUUGCCACUCAUUUUGAUAUGUUGGAAUAUCUCACACCAGAGAGCGCUCCUGAAAACAGUACUCCUAUUCGAAUCGGACUACUUGACUAUUCCGAGCAGGAAAACUUGGAAAGUGAUCCCAACUUCAAAAUGGUAUUGAGCACUUCCUCUGAACAGAAAGGACUGACAAAAGUUGAUAUCCUGUUGGGAGCCGUUAAGACUGAACUUGACUUUUCUAUUAUUGACCGCAUCUCAAAUCUUAUUGCAUGCAGACCAUUCUUCGAUGAGGCCUUGACAAAUUAUGGCAACCGAAACACAGUGCCGCAAUUGAAGGACGAUCUUUACUCGGAUGUGUUAAUUGCAGAGGAUGACGUAAAGUCGAAGACACUGGUCAAUUUGAAAUGCUCAAAUUGGCAAGUUGAUCUGCGGAUACCGAAAGCAGACCUUCGUGAUCCAACUGGUUCCCGACUCCCGUUCUCUCAAAGACACGUGCAUAAUGAGUUUCUUCGCUUGGGAAUCAAAGAAAUUGAUGUGUCGAUUCCAAUAGAGAAAUCUGUUACCCUGAUAGAAAUUCUGUGCACGGAAAUGAUUGGAGACUUUUGUGGUGAAGGGCUUAAUAUUCCUAAACAACAACAACGAAUUCUACAUGCGUCAAAGAAUGGAUUCGAUAAAAUAAAUUUGAAGCUUACUCUCUGCUCUGAUGCGAAAAAACUGCCCGGUUGUGGAAGGAAAACUUCAACUAGUGGGAUCCCAGACAGCAUGAUGAAGUCAGUGUCCGCGGAUAUAAUGAUGGCACACCCGAAAAAAGAAGGUCCGUUCUCGAAAGUUCCAAGGUCAUACUGCUCUCAUGAUGGCGAAGAAACGGAAGAAAUCAUACAAGCUGGGACCAGAAAAGAAAUACUCGAUUUCCAAGAGGAAUGUCAAAACUUUGCAUCUACCUUCAUGCUCUUCACAGUUCCUGUUCUGAAGCUUCAUAUUCCGGAGAAAAACUUCUUGGAAAUUCUUUACAACCGACUGGUUAAUGAUUUGGCUCUUUUCCAACCUGCAGCUCCAGCGUUCCGCAACAACCAAAGCACUAACUCGAACGUUCAACCUUUGGAAUCGUUCCAAGAAUGUGUCUCUCCAAAAAAUUAUGCUGAAAGUGAGCACUCUGAUUUGGAUGAUGAUGUGGCGACGCUACAUGAAAGUAUAGAAAGCUUGAACUUUGAUAGAGACAUACCUCACACGUUUGUCAUGACGCUCAACGCGAACAAGUGUACAGUUCUUUGCAAUACUGCAAUCAAAGAGGCCGAAAAACAACCAGAAUCUUCACAAGUGUCCUUAGAUCUCGAAAAAGUGCAUAUUGGCACAACUGCUGGUUACCAUGGAGACAUCAACCACACGUACUUCCAUUUUACUUCUUCUAAAGCUGCAGCGGGGAGCAUCGAUUCACCAAGAGCGCCUCGAAUUCCAAACUUAAUUUCUGCAAAAGAUUUUGGAAAAUGGACGAAAGAUUGCAAUCAACUAGAACAUGUUCCAAUAACUGAUGAAUUGAGCAGUGGUUCUACAGAAGAUGCGUUUGCGGUUGCUCUUCACAUGCAUUUUAGGCCUGAUGUUAACAUGAAGGAUGUUCUUUUGGGAAUUGCCCUUCGGAAUUCUCAAUUACAAGCAAAACCCUUCAGACACUGGGGUGCAUUUUGGAUUACUCAAUUGGCUGAUCUCUUUACACUUCAAGAUUAUGCUAUACCUGGAUACGAACUGCCAAGUGUUUCAACUGAUCUUCAUAUUUGCUUUGAAAAUGCAAUAAUUGGAUAUGAUCACGCAUGGGUGAACCCAAAUAGCAAACUGAAAUUACGGGCCACUCUCGGACAAUGUAAUCUUGCAAGCUCUAUUGUUUCGGAUAUGAAUAUUUCGAAAACUCUAUGCAUUUUUGAAAGUUGCCGUUUGUAUAUGAGUAACGAUUUAACAAAGGAUGCCGUUCGUUUUGAAGGAUACGGAACGCAGAAGGUAUCGCCGAAAAAGUUUAUUCCGUUCCUUGACCUUGGAUCAGUUCAACUCGAUAUCCUAUUUGCGGUUGGAGACGAAACCGGUCUAAGAACGAAUCCCACAUUCGAAAUCCGCUGUCAAAACGACAUCAUAAACGCAUGGGCCUGCGCAGAUUCCCUUGCUACUUUUAUGAAGACAGUAAUGGAAUACACUAGUCAUGAACAAAUCCCAAUAAAAACGCCGGAAGAAGAGUCACAAGAAUUGAUGAAAUCAACAAAAACAGAUGAUAUCAAUAAAAGUGUCGCCGGGGAGUCUGUAUGGAGUGAUGCUUCAACAGGAAGUAAGCAUAUCCAAAAAAUGACUGUCGGGGCCAAUUUACCGGAUGAUGUUGAAAAAAGAAUUCAAGCAAUGAUUCAAGAGGCAGUUAAUGAAAAUGAUGAGAGGGACGGUAUCGCAAUUGGAGAAGACGCUGUUCGAGAAUUUGCAACUAUUCAGCCGAAACAUGAUGCGAAUGAAACAAACGAAAGCUUCGAGCAUGUUGCGAGCAGAAACUUCAGUGUUACCGACGACGAGUUCUGCAUGGUGGACGACAACAUUUUCGGAUCAGGAAUCACCAUUCAACCAGGAGAAUCCCGGACCAGGCCGAUGCCAGCCAAACAGUUGCCCGAAGAGCCUCUGAUAAACGGUUCAGAGUUCUUCCAGACGAUUGAAGACAGUGGUAGUGAUGCUUUAUAUCAGACAAUGUCUGGGCAAAUCAACCCUGUUCUCCGAUACUUCUUGAAAGAUGUGACGGUCCGACUAAGUUUGUACGCUGGAAAUGACUUGUCAACGUCUCCAUCUCCUAUCAAAACCUACUGCACUGAAGAGUACAGAAAUGGAUUUGGACCAGAACAGAAAAUUGAGCAAAACUCCACUGGAGGCCCAAAUCGCGAUCACUCUGCGUUUGUUGUCUUUGAGCUCAGCAAGAUCACUUACUUGAAACAAAUUUUUGACAAAACUGCUCCCAUGUUGUCAACAACAUUGUUCCAAGUGAAUGAUAUUGUCAUCAAGGAUUGUGUUCGUGCAAGUGAUAUCAAGGAAAUGCUUUACCAAUAUUCUGUUACAAAUCAACCACGACGUGCUACUGCUCCAAUCGUGACCGUGAGAAUGUCGGAAACUCACUCAAAAGAAGGAAAAAUGCGAGUUUCUAUGCUGCCGAUCAAAAUCAACGUUGACCAAGACACUCUGGAGUUUUUGACAGAUUUCUUUGAAGAAACUUCAAAACUGUUGGAUCUCCCGAAAAAUCAAAUGAGCAUGCCUCUCAUUCAAAGACCAGUAAUUGAAGUACCUGCUGAUAUUGGCUCAAAGAAAACAACUCCAAAGACAUCAGUUUCAUCGUCAGAAGGAGAUAUUGCAAGAAUGUAUCCAAGCAUUCCUUCUCCAUCGCUUACACUUGAACCACUUCGGCCAUCUCCUGUUCAACCACCAACUCCACUUGGCGAUCUCACUUACCUUGAAAAAAUAUCAUCGAAUCAUCAGUCACCAGUAAAAAGACCAAUUAUUGAUGCCCCGUUAACUGCUUCAGCUGUAUCAAUCGGAAAAAUAUUUGAACGUGAUGCACAUUCCGACGAAGACGAAGAGGAAAUUAUUGAUCCAAUUCAAAUGGCCGCUGCUCUUGAAAUUCGUGAACUCAACGAGGAACUCGGCAGAAUUGAGCAACUCGAGAAAAAGAAGACGGAUGACUUGUUCAAACAAUCGUAUUCUUCCUCAAGCUCUGAAACCGAAUCUGAAAGCUCUGCUCCACAAAGUUCGCAAGUGAGGAGGCUUCACGAAUCAUUAGAUGCUUCAAAUCCUACCGGACUAUCUGAUCUAACUGGAGACUGGGCUGAUGAUCAUGAUCUUACAUACACUCAUCAUGACGUUGUUAGACAGGAAUCUCCGUCUUUCAAUUGCAACAUUAGUCCAAUCAAAGGUUAUUCUCCGCCCGCAGAAUUGAGGCCUCUCAAUUUGAUGGAUUCCGAAACCGAAAGAGACUCGUCGGCUUCUCCGGUUACUUCAAGCCCAAUAAAACCUGCUCGGAAUAUCAAAAAAGAGCUCCCACCACUUAAAAUGCCACGUCAACCGCUAUCCAAUGACGAUAUUCUCAUGCGUUCGACAAUGAUGGGAUCUGUUCAUCCAUCUCAAAGUGUACAUAAUCUUGUAGAUACCAGUGAUGAUUUGGAAGAACAUGGGAAUUUCUUGGACAGUAUUGACAAUGAAGAUGAUAACGAAAAACAAAAAAUUGAGGAAGAAAUGGAAGAAGACGAAAAAGAAGAAGAAGAAGAGCGCAACAAAGAAAUCCAAGAGGCUGUGGAACGUGGUGAAACUUUCUUCAAGCAAUUUGUUUUCUCUCCAUCAGUCAAUAUUUAUGUCGAUUACCAAGGAAAGCGGAAGAUUACCAUGGAAAAAGCUGGAGCACUAGUGGGGCUUCUCAUGGCGUUUGGACAACUCAACCAAAUGCCAAUUAACUUACGGAAAAUCGAUACUCGCACAGGAUUGUUGGGCACCGGACGUUGUAUGCAGCAUGCCAUCGGCGAGUGGUCAGGAGAUUUGCUCACAAACAUGCCAAGUGUGAUUGCAAGCUACGGGCCGAUAAGUCCAUUGGUUCAAAUCGGAAGAGGAGUAGUAGACCUAUUCUUGAUGCCUGUAGCCGAAUUCCGUAAAGACGAUGGAAAUGUGAUGAAGGGAGUGCAGAGAGGAGUGGGCUCAUUCAGUGUAUCAUCUGCAGCUGGUAUAGUAGGUAUGGCGCAGACAGUCACUGGAUUUGUGCAAAGUCUCGCCGAGAUGACGAUGAAGGAAAUAAAACCAGACGACCCGUCAACAAGGAGAGUUGCGAGACGAUACAACAGAAAUCACGGUAUGAACCCGACAGAUGUCCGCCAUAGUCUGCAACUCGCUUACGGAAUUCUUUAUGAUGGGUAUCAUCAGACGAGAGAUGAUCUGGAACUCGCUGCUCAGGAAGACCGGGCUUCAGGAAAUUCCGUCGUCAGAAGUGCGUUCCGUUACGCUGUUCCAACGUUCCUGGGACCUAUUGUUAUGGCUACUCAAGUCACGUACCAACUACUGGGAGGACUUCGCAACCAACUACGUCCUGAUACUUAUCAAGACGAACGUCGAAAAUGGGGUGAAAAAGAUGUACCCGGAGGUGUGAAUAAGUAAUCGGAUUUCCUCCCAAUUUUUGAUAAUUGUACAUCUUCUUAAUGUGUUUAAUUGUACACUUUUGUUAGAUUUUUUUAAAAUAUAUUCAGCAUUUCAUUUUUUUUCUUUUUUCCUCCAUUUUUGGUUAUUUUUUCUUUUCUUUUUUUGUACAUUUGUAUUUUCCCAACUGCCUUACUUAACCGCUUCUUUUUUUCAGUGUCGUGCUUGAACCCAUUCUCAUUUGAUUCGAAACAUAUUACACGGUAAUUCGCCUCAUUGUUCAUCUUUCAUCUUUCAUAACUUUUCUAGAAACUGGUUUUGAGAUUGUGUGAGUGUCUUCUUUUUUUUUUCAUUUGUUCCCCCUCCUAAUUGCUAUGUUUCUUUAAUUGUCAGAUUUGGCUUUUUUACUUGUACCCUACAUUCGCCUUACUGCAUCUAUUACACUGGAUAUCCCUUAUGCUCUCGCUGCACUCUAUGUCAAUUGUUAAUGGCUUAUUCACUUUGAAAAGUCAGAAAAUUUAAAUGAAUGUCAUCUUGG